CAAUUUUACGAUGUCAAUAACUCAAAUCAAAAAUCUCUUAUUAAACGGACCUUUAGAUGCGGUUUGUGGUGCGAAUGUAGUUUAUCUGGCAAUGAAUGGUAACAAUUUGAGUAGAUAUGAAGACAUCAGAACUUUGGCAGAUCGUGCGGUAAAUUCGGCAUUAGCGGAAAUAUCUGAUACGGAACGAAGAAUAAGAAUCUUGGAAGUACUUCCCGAACUGAAGGUUGGGGAGUGCCGGCCUGGAAGAGCAAUGUCGUCAGAUGUUGAAGGUUUCUGCUCCUCCCUAGCUGUGCGUGACUAUACAACCAAAACUAUGCUAAUCGGACACAAAAGCGUUGUUGGUUUGCUUUCAAUAGAGGCUUUGAAUACGGAUAGGGAAUUACCCCAAGACCAUUCGAGAGAUGAGAUAGAACGAAAUCUUAACACCUUAAAAUCCAAACUCGAGCACCCUGUAUUAGAAAGUGAUGCAAACCUUUAUGGUUCUCUCAGGGUAAAUCUGGGCAAUAUUAAUCAAUCGGAGCUCACGUGGAAGGAUCCUGAAGCUAGCAUGGUGAUCAGCGAUGAAUCGGAGAUAGUGAACAAAUUGGGAACGAGACAGAAGCGUAUAUUUAUGGAGCCUCGCGAGAAUAUGAGAUGCGUUCUCCCUAAUUCAGUCGUAUCCAAGUGCAAAGAGUUUGUUGAAAAUUUCGAUAACACAAAUGUUCCAAGAGAUAUGGGGAAUAUUAUUCAUAAUAAAACAUGGAAAGAAAGUGAAUCUGAGUUAUUGAAAAUAGCAGAGCGUAUUCUGAGUGUACUCGGGGAGAUUUGGAGUAAUCCAGCAUUUGCAACUAGUACAUCUCGUAAUCAACAAAGCGAGGGGACAUAUAUAACAGAUGUCAUAGUCCCAUUACUUCGGGCGAGUUUGGGGGAUCUUCCAAAUGAUUACAUUUGCUUGAGCACAGCGGAACGCCAGAGUCUUGCAAGCAAAGCUCGGAGAAAUAUAGGGUUUAGCGGAGAACGUAUGGGGAAGAAACCUGACGUUAUGAUGAUGAUAAAAAUUAUGGAGAAGAUCUUUGAGCUUGCAUAUGUUGAAUCCUCUCGUAUCAACUGUAGUAAAACUAAAAAAAAUGACGAUUACGUGAAGCUAUGGAGAGAAACAUUGGAUGGGGUAAGUUUCAUUGACGCAACGUGUAGACCAAUGGCUAAUCAAUUUGGUGUUGAAGGGAUACAGGUAGCUGGUGAUGUUAUGUAUUUGAAUGUUCUUAUCAAGGAUGCGGGAGGUAUACCACGUUAUUUUCAUUUAGAUCACGCAGAAAUACCAUUAUUUCCAACUUCAUUCCAUCGUGUGGGCUCUCUUCUACGGUUAUUGCUGACUUUAAGGAACAUUAUGAUUGUAAAUAAGAGUUUGUUGAUGCGAGCAUUGGAACAGGCUAGUUCACACCCACCCAGAAACGUUCAUCCGAGCCCUACUGUUCCCUCCCCUCUACAUGAUAAUUAG
This is a messenger RNA of Ambispora leptoticha, 1477 nucleotides long. Lineage: Eukaryota; Fungi; Glomeromycota; Glomeromycetes; Archaeosporales; Ambisporaceae. The record is from the annotation of a GenBank genome assembly.